Messenger RNA from Ostreococcus tauri, 828 nucleotides. Its product is annotated as DnaJ domain. The coding region runs from base 1 to 828 and encodes 275 amino acids. Lineage: Eukaryota; Viridiplantae; Chlorophyta; Mamiellophyceae; Mamiellales; Bathycoccaceae. The record is from RefSeq and is a predicted model, not a curated record. The transcript has a single exon.
AUGGAGGAGAUCGUUCCGAACGCCGACGCGGAGGCGGCACCGAUCGAGGAUAUCAAAGACACGGAGACGCUGCUGAAGGAAUUUUUCAAGGAUGUGUCCGAGGCGACUCGAGACGCCGAGGUGGAGCGCAUCUUGUCGUGCUUUCGGUUGAAUCCGUACGAGUUCUUGAACGUGCGGUUCGAUUGCGAGAUGAAAGAGAUUCCUAGGUCGUAUCGUAAGAUUUCGCUCCUGGUUCACCCGGAUAAGUGUGCAAAUAAAGACGCCAAGGCGGCGUUCGACGCGCUCGGACAGGCGCAGAAGCUCCUGCUGAAUGAAGACUUCAAGCGCGCGUUGGACUUCAACCUUCAGCAGGCAAAGGAUGAGGUGCUUCAAACUUGGAGAAAAGAGGCGCGAGAUGACGUCGCGCUUCGUGUGAAAUAUCAGGGUAAUAAGGAGGGGAUGCUCGAAGACUUUAGCAAGACGGAUGAGUUCCACGAGCGAUGGAAAUUUGCGGCGCGCAAGUACAUCGUUGACUUAGAGUGGCGCCGUCGUAAAUUAGCGCUACGAAUCAAGGGAGAAGAGAAGCGCGUAACCGAAGAGGAGAAGGUGGAGGCGGCUCAGCGCCGCAAGGAGGCUCUCGAACGCAAGGAGUGGGAGCGAGAGGAUCGCCGAGAGGAGCGUGUGAGCGGUUGGCGAGAUUUUAUGAAGGGAGCAAAGACAAAGAAACAAAAAGUCCAGGGCGUUAAGAUGCCGACUCUCAAAAUGGAGGUUAACGAGAAAGACAAAAAGGCUGUUACUCUCGAGAGGGAUCGAGUGCUUCGUCCGGACGAGGUUAAGAGGGCGUUUUAA